Messenger RNA from Cololabis saira (Pacific saury), 1248 nucleotides. RefSeq lists its product as uncharacterized. Bases 90 to 893 code for a protein of 267 amino acids. NCBI's taxonomy places the organism in Eukaryota, Metazoa, Chordata, Actinopteri, Beloniformes, Belonidae. The record is from RefSeq and is a predicted model, not a curated record. The transcript has 5 exons.
GGUUUGCGUCUAGCUCUGUCUGAUGCGCAGCCAGGAAGGCGGAUGAGACACAAUGAGACUCAGAGGGCGACCACCUUUAACAUGAAGAGAUGGAAGCCACGCUGAAGUGCGCUGCACUGCUGCUGCUCACAGUGGCAGGUGCAGUCAUGGCUGGAUCCCACCACACAAUCAAACUGGCUUUCACAGACAGCUCAUCAACCCGGACACAAGAGAAAGUUUCAUCCGGUUCAUCUUUGACUUUCAGCUGUUGUUUGAGUAACAAUAAUUUCCAAAGAUAUCGGAUGUACUGGUAUUUCAUUCCCCAUGGAUCGAAUGAAACAAAAUUAAUGAAUGACACAAUGAACGGCAACACCAUUCAACAGCCAGAGGAAACUUCAGCGGGGGAGUGUUCUGACAAAACUUACACUUUAUCAAAUGUUAAUGAAACACACAGUGGAUGGUACUAUUGCAGUGUCAAAGCAGAGAUUCCCGAGCUACAAACUAAUACGAGCAACUCAACAGAAGUGAUAGUCUCACAGAGCUUAGUGGAAAGUAAAGCGGAAAUUUGUCCAUUGGAAAUGGAAACAUGUGCAAUUACACCCACAGAAGCGAGUCCCACAAGCUGGAGCUUGUGGGAUUGGACGGCCUGGGUGUGGAUUGUGGUGGGAGUGUCUUCCCUCGUCCUGUUAGUCCUGAUCAUCACGCUGGUCGUAUAUGUUGUGAAGAAACGAAGCCUUUUCGGCAGCAAAGGAGCAGAUCCAAUCUAUAUGAACAGUCAUCACCAGAGGAAACAGCGCCUCCCGCAGGCGGAGCUGCAGGUCGACACCCUGAAGGCGGGCCUAGGCCCUCAGCACCCACGGACCCCCAGCCCGUCCGGGAGGUACGACGGAGGCAAUCAAAGAUACCACGUGUAACCUCGACGUUAUUUUCCUGCUACAGCUGUUUUAUAUUGCCAUUGUGUACAUUUUAUUUUAUUUCUAUUUCUAUUUUAUAUCCAGCACACUGUUUAUGCUUUAACUGAAGCUUGUGUCACUUUCCAGGUAGCCAAUGUAGUACCUUCAAUUGGCCACUAGAUGGCAAAAGGCGACCUUAAAGAGUUGGUCCUGUUUUAUUUUUGUUCCUUUUUAUUAGGUUUCUACACUUGUUCAAAUUCGCUACCUAAAAUAUUUUAUAAUGGUGCAAAUAACAUUUGUAUAUAAAAAAAAUUAAAACGUUUCAAAGUGAUAUUUUCAUGAUCAAUUUUCACUGUGUAUGAAGACCUAUUGUUAC